AAAGUGACUGUCAUAAAGUGAUAGAUUUACAUUAAGUCAGCUGCUGUGCCUUAGAAAUGGAAUCUGUUGAUAUUUAUGAAAGAAUUGUGGAUGGUUGGGAGAGAACAGAGACAAAAACUAGUGUUCCAUACUAUAUCUGUCACAAAUUACAAAGAACAACAUGGGAUCAUCCAUACUUAUUGAAGACAAUGGACGAAUUGGGAGAUUACAGUCGUAUAAAGUAUGCUGCAUACAGAACAGCUUUCAAAAUCAGACAUUUACAGAAAAAAUUCAAAUUGGACCAAAUAUGUAUAGCAACAGUAAAGGAUACGUUUGAUCGUCAUGGUUAUCCAGAUGGAUAUGAUGAAAUGAUAAGUUGUACAGAACUUUUUGCUGUGUUGAAUGACCUUUACCUUUGUUUAGAUAAAGGAAUCUCCCUAACUAGGGAAGAAGCAGAAAUACUUGGAGAAUUGUUACAGAACUUCAUGAUGAACCUGUUUGAUGUGAACAGAACUGGUUGUAUAAAGGUUAUGUCUGUCAAGGUCAUGUUGAUUACAAUGUGUGCAGCCAGACUGGCAGAGAAAUACAAAGCUUAUUACAAUGAAAUCCAUGAUCCUAGUACAUUCAUUAGCAGUACCAACUUUGCCUUGUUCUUAGAAGACUUAAUACAGUUGCCAGAUAUUUUACAUGAAGCUGGAGCUUUUGGAAAGGAUGUAUCCCCUGCAGUUACCAACUGUAUACAGAUGAACAGCAGUGGUGUAGGAAUAUCAGAAGAUGUUUUCUUUCGAUGGCUGUUAAAGGAACCCCAAACACUUGUAUGGUUACCAACGUUUCAUAGAGUAGCUGCUUCGGAAUCAAUAAAACAUGAGGCCAAAUGUAACAUUUGUAAAAGUUGUCCUAUUGUUGGAUUCAGAUAUAAAUGUCUGAAGUGCUUCAACUUUGACAUGUGUCAGAAUUGUUUUUACACUGGAAGGACAAAGAAAACCCAUAAACUAAAACAUCCAAUACAAGAGUACUGUAUGGCUACAACAACAAAAGAAGACACAAAAGCAUUUUUGACAACAGUUCGUAAUAAUUUGAGUAAGAAAUACAGACAGAAGUCUAAACUAAAGUAUUUGCCUAUCAUGUCAGAAAACCAGUACUAUCCUCAUACAUGGAAUAACAGAAUUGAACCUCCUGUGCCGAAUAUUCACUCAGCCAUGACAAACAAUGCUCACAAACUCACUCAAGCAGAAAGACAUCCAAGUACAUAUGACUUGACACAAGAAGUUGGUACACCAAAUGAUGAAAAUAAGGAAAACAUGACUUUUACUGUUCAAGUUCACGCUGAAGAUAAAAAGAGAAGAAUUUCUGAUACCAAAACAGAAGAUUCAGAUUCAUUGAUACAACAACGAAAGGAAUUGGAAAAAUUUAUCAAACAGCUGGAGGAUGAAAACAGACAGUUGCAUCAGCAGUUGGCAGAAUUUAGAGAAUCUUCUGAUACAGAGAGUAACUUGUCAGGUGGUGAACCUAGAAAAAAGAAUCUUCCAUUAGCACCAUUAGAGAAUACUUAUUCAGUUGGAUUAAACAGUUAUGAGCCUGCUAAGCCAAGUCCAAUUAAGGCUGAAAUCACUCAUGGUUAUCUUCAACAUCGCAGUCAUACUCCACAAUAUAGUCCACUUUCGUCUCCCGAUGAUCCAGACAAAUUAUCGAGAUCCAAGAUAUCUGCCAUACAUCGAUACUCAGACAGCUUUGUGACAGAACCAUGUAGUGACAGCAGAAAUAGAAUGUCUUACGAUAGUUUAGAUUACAUAGAUGUUAGUCCGUCACAUUUUACACUACCAAGCUAUGCACACAGUAGAGCUUACAUUGACGAGGAAGCAGAGAUGGAUAACCUUGUUCACAAAAUGGAGCAAGUUUUCCCAAGUAACCUAUCUUACUCAGCUUACUCUACAACAGCCAAUGAUGAAAUGUUACAAGCAGCAUCUACAAUAGGAGCAGCAAUGUCAGACUAUGUUAGUGAAGCUAUUCAUACUUAUUACUAGCAGAGCUUCCAUUAAUGUGCAAGAUUUUUAUCCUUGGGCUAUCUAUAGAUAUUAAGCAUCAAAGGAUAACCAAUGUAUGAAAAGAAAUGUCAGAUUUUGUGACUGAAGCUAUUCAUAGUUGGUUAUACAUAUAUGCCAAGUUAAAGUUAUUUUUUUAAGUAUAGUUUCCAAAUGAAGCUUUUUCAGUGGUAUUGUAUGAAGAUAUCAUGAUUUUUCUUUCACUGUCAUUGAAGGUUUAAUGCCUUGUUUUUGUGUCGCUUGCAUAGUUGAGCAAAACACUUUUCGUCGACACUUCACACUUUUGUUAAUCUGUAACUAAACUCCAAGGAAAUCAAAC
This is a messenger RNA of Mytilus californianus (California mussel), 2340 nucleotides long. Its product is annotated as dystrophin-like. Gene Ontology annotation, biological process: synaptic signaling. NCBI's taxonomy places the organism in Eukaryota, Metazoa, Mollusca, Bivalvia, Mytilida, Mytilidae. The record is from RefSeq and is a predicted model, not a curated record. Gene Ontology annotation, cellular component: plasma membrane. Bases 57 to 2003 code for a protein of 648 amino acids. The transcript is spliced from 18 exons. Gene Ontology annotation, molecular function: protein binding; zinc ion binding.